Messenger RNA from Panthera uncia (snow leopard), 2192 nucleotides. RefSeq names its product glycoprotein Ib platelet subunit alpha (gene GP1BA). Gene Ontology annotation, molecular function: protein binding. The transcript is spliced from 3 exons. Bases 311 to 1969 code for a protein of 552 amino acids. NCBI's taxonomy places the organism in Eukaryota, Metazoa, Chordata, Mammalia, Carnivora, Felidae. The record is from RefSeq and is a predicted model, not a curated record.
AGCGGCGGCCGGAGGCUUAAAAGCCGGGCGAAGGUGGUGGUUGGAGUCCAGUCCCAGUCCGCCCGGCGGGAGAACGGAGCCACAAGGAGCGCGGGGCACAGUCGUGGAAGGAGAUGAUAAGGGCCUGUGUCCGGGAGGGAGACAGCUCCCGGGUCACAGGAGUCCCUAUCGGGCUGGCGUUUCCUCCCCCUCCCCGAGCCCUUCCUGCCGCCCGCCCGAGCAGGCCCUCCCUGGAGCUGGAAGAGCGAAGGACGGAGUCACCGUGGCAGCAGCUCUGUGCCUUCGGAGGUCUUUGCGCUGGCCCGCCCCCAUGCCUCUCCUCCUGUUGCUGCUGUUGCUGCCGAGCCCUUCCCGCCCCCAGUCCGUCUGCGAGGUCUCCCAGGUGACCAGCCAGGUGGAAGUGAGCUGUGACAACCGGGGGCUCAAGGCGCCGCCUCCCGACCUGCCGGCCGACACGGCCAUCCUCCGCCUGGGCGAGAACCCCCUGGGCACCUUCUCCACGGCCUCCCUGCUGCCCCUGACCCGGCUCGCCCAGCUGCACCUGAGCCAAAGCCAGCUGACCCACCUGCAGGUGGACGGGACGCUGCCCGCGCUGGAGACCCUGGACGUCUCCCACAACAAGCUGCGAAGCCUGCCCCCGCUGGGACGGGCCCUGCCGGCGCUCAACACCCUCGACGCGUCCUUCAACGAGCUGACCUCGCUGCCCCCUGGUGCCCUGGACGGCCUGAGCCAACUCCACGAGCUCUACCUGCGCGGCAACAAGCUGAAGACGCUGCCGCCCGGGCUCCUGGCGCCCACCGCCCGGCUGAGGAAGCUCAGCCUGGCCGACAACAAGUUGAACGAGCUGCCCCCCGGGCUCCUGGACGGACUGGAGGAGCUCGACACCCUGUACCUCCAGGGGAACUGGCUGCGGACCAUCCCGAAGAACUUCUUUGGGGACCUCCUCCUGCCCUUCGCUUUCCUGCACAGCAACCCCUGGUACUGCGACUGCGAGAUCCUCUACUUCACUCGCUGGCUGCAAGACAACCCCAAUAACGUCUACUUGUGGAAGGAGGGAGUAGACGUCAAGGCCAUGACCCCCAACGUGGAAAGCGUGCGAUGCGUCAACUUGGCCAACACACCGGUCUACACCUACCCGGGGAAGGGCUGCCCCACCCUCGGGGAUGCGGACAUAGGCUACGACGAGUAUGAGGACGAGGACCCCUUCACCACGGCUGGGGUCAUGCUCUUCACCAACGCCAAAGCCCGCACAACCCACUGGCCCCCACUCUACCCAACGUCUGCCGAUUAUCCACACAGCCAGACGCCCUAUCUGUCUUCUACCCAAGAGUCCACUGAGAGUCAGAAUACAUCCGUGACCACCCCGGAACCCACCACGACCCCCCCCCCCACGGAGCCCCCCCCGCCCCCCACGACCCCCACCAUGACGCCCCCCACGACCCCCACCACCCCAACCACCUCUGAAAUAACCACAUUCUUAACCAGCCCCAAAGUCACCUCAUUCCUUACUACCCGGCCACGUGCCACAACUACCCUCCCAGAGGCUCAGGGGGUGGCUCGAGAGAAUGCACGCAGCCCCAGAAAUGACCCUUCCCUCGGCCGGGACACGUGCUGCCUCCUUCCCCUGGGCUUCUACGUUUUGGGUCUCCUCUGGCUUCUGUUUGCUUCCGCGGUCCUUAUCCUGCUACUGGCCCGGGACCGCCGUGUGACGCCACAGGCCCCGGCCACAGCCACAUACACCACGCAUCUGGAGCUGCAGAGGGGGAAGCAAGUGCCCGUGCCCCGCGCCUGGCUCCUUUUCCUUGCAGGCUCACUGCCCACUUUCCGCUCCAGCCUCUUCCUGUGGGUGCGGGCUAACGGCCGCGUGGGGCCUCUGGUGGCAGGACGGCGGCCCUCAGCCCUGAGUCUGGGUCGUGGUCAGGACCUGCUGGGCACGGUGGGCAUUAGGUACUCUGGCCACAGCCUCUGAGGCUGGGGGGGAUGUGGGGACCUUGAGAGGCUGUGAUGUGACGGCUUUCCUGUCGGGAUCUAGCUUGGGGGGGGGUGGGGGUAGUAAUUACUUUUCCUUUAUCCGAAGCCUCUUCUCCAUAGCACGGGCACAACCUUGGCAAAGACGCGGGGGUGGUGAGAUGCGGGAGCCAGGAGCUCAUAGAACAAGGCUCCCCACGCUGCGGCGGGGGAGGGUCCCAGAC